This is a messenger RNA of Amoebophrya sp. A25, 481 nucleotides long. Lineage: Eukaryota; Dinophyceae; Syndiniales; Amoebophryaceae. The record is from the annotation of a GenBank genome assembly.
AAAGUCAGCUCCUGCGACACUCGUCGAGAAUAUUACAACAGCGAGGCGCAGAGCUUUGAAUCGCAGCAACGCCGCAGAUGCGCACGCCGUAGACCGCUCGCGAUCACCUAGGAAAAUUGCUGGUAACUGUGGCAGUGGGUUACAGAUUGAAGAGGUAUCAAUCAUUGCAGGGUCGUCUAGUUCGCGGGAUCUGCUUGUAGAAACAGUUGACGCAGACUUAGAAAAGCCAAAGGACGUCGUAGACAUGUACACUGACUUUCGUGAAGUAGAAGCACGGCGAAGGGGAGAAGCGACUGCGUCUGUACUCGAGGAAGAGGAAAGCGAAAGCCAUGCGCACGAAGUUGGGUUCUUCGUUCAAGGCAGAAACACUCUGCGAGAGUUCCACUUUCCCCAGGCAGAGGAAGAGACAACGGAGUGCGCGGCCGUCAAUGAUGGCUCCCGGGACGGUUUGCCAUUCAUCGACGAGAAUCAGUUCAAUACU